Pistacia vera is the source of this 1015-nucleotide messenger RNA. RefSeq names its product peroxiredoxin-2F, mitochondrial. The record is from RefSeq and is a predicted model, not a curated record. Gene Ontology annotation, biological process: cellular response to oxidative stress; hydrogen peroxide catabolic process; cell redox homeostasis. Lineage: Eukaryota; Viridiplantae; Streptophyta; Magnoliopsida; Sapindales; Anacardiaceae. Gene Ontology annotation, cellular component: mitochondrion; cytoplasm. Gene Ontology annotation, molecular function: thioredoxin peroxidase activity. The transcript is spliced from 5 exons. The coding region runs from base 145 to 750 and encodes 201 amino acids.
CCAACAGCCACUUGUAAACCGGCCUAACCAUCCUUAUCACAUAGACCCAGCUCCCUCUGUAAAUAAACUGUCACCUGCCCGCGACACUUUAACAACCUCGACAACUUAACACUUACGCAGCGAAAAAUCUGGAACAGGCAAGGCAUGGCGUCAGUUAUUCUGAAGCGUAGCAGACCCUCUGUUUUAAGGUCAAUAGGAGAUGGGAUUCGCAUGGGAGUGUUAUCAAGAGCAUAUGCGUCGGUUGCAGUUGGUUCUGACAUAGUCUCCGCCGCACCCGAUGUUUCUCUCCAGAAAGCUCGAACCUGGGACGAGGGUGUCUCUUCGAAGUUCUCCACCACCCCUCUUAAAGACAUUUUCAAGGGCAAGAAAGUGGUCAUUUUUGGGCUCCCUGGUGCAUACACUGGAGUUUGUUCCCAUCAACAUGUGCCUAGUUACAAGAAUAAUAUUGAUAAGUUCAAGGCUAAAGGGGUCGAUUCGAUAGUUUGUGUGGCUGUCAAUGAUCCAUACGUUUUAAAUGCCUGGGCGGAAAAUCUUAAAGCCAAAGAUGCUAUUGAAUUUUAUGGUGACUUUGAUGGAAGCUUUCACAAGAGCUUGGACUUGGGAAAAGAUCUCUCUGCUGCUUUGCUUGGGCCUCGUUCUGAAAGAUGGUCAGCAUAUGUAGAUGAUGGAAAGAUCAAGGCUUUUAAUGUAGAGGAAGCCCCAUCUGACGUGAAGGUUUCUGGUGCUGAGGUCAUUUUGGGACAGAUAUAAUGUUCUAGUUCAAUAUGCAGUCAAAAUAGGCACUUGUAUCCUAUCAAUAUCCUUUCUUGCUUUUAGGAGAAAAGGAGAUAGGCCGGUGUAACUAUUGCAUGUGUGCCUAUUCCACUGUUAUGUGUUCUCUUACUUCUGCUAAUCCUUCUUCAGAAAUAAGUUGUCUUUACCGGCAUCCUGAUUAAGUUCAUGGUUAAAACAGCAUGUGAAUUUUGUAUAUCUGGUUGAAAGCAUUGCACUCUGGUUAAUGCUUUCUAUAUCUUUA